AUGGCCUCCUCUCCCUCCAGAAUGCUGUCCGCCUGUUCUUGUUCGCGAACUCUGACAACUGACAAGUCAUUUUGGUCCGCGUCUACGACUAUACCUUCGAUCGCAUCAGUCCGUGCAAGCACUCCAAGCCUCGUUUCCUCCGUAGCUACUUCGUCCGCUUCUUCACGCCAAGCGACACCCGGUCUCGCAUCCGCUGCACCCUUCCACUCUUCCGUCCAGUCCCACGCCAAGUCGGACACCAGUGGACUCGAUCUCCCCCACCUCAAUUCGCUUCUUGACAAGCUAGCCCGCCCUGCCUCGCUCUCGUCGGCGUCGACUGCCGAGGCCUUUGCAUCACCUCUCGCUUCGUCUUCAGCUCUCCCUUUGACUCCUCGCCUUCGCGGCAAAGGUGCUCUUCGCGAACCCGUCUACGUCCGUUCCGAACGCAAGGCUCAAUUCAACUCUCUUCUCGACACGUUUCAUCGUGCCACUAUCUGCGACUUUGAGCCGAGCUAUCUUCUUUCGGCCUCUGAUCUCGCCCACGAAUUCGACCGACAAGGCAACUUCGCAUCGCCCGUACAGCCUAACGACGUACUUCGUGGCGUAGCCAGCAGCAUGUCUGAGCCCGUCGUUCAACAACCUGCCCAGUCCGGCUCGCUUCCCAGCGCCGAGAACCCGGGAAAACUGGUCAAGGCAUCCGGCAUUGCCGAACCAUACCAAGAUGCCAUCAAGGAGGCCAUCCAGGCGCGCAUCGACCAGGGCAAGUCGAGGCCCAAGCUUGUCGGCAUCCUCGCUACUCCCAGUCCGCCGAGCGUAGCCUACGCCGAGUGGACACGCAAGGCGUGCGAGGCAGUCGGCAUCGAGUUUGAAAUCUGGAAGACGUGGGACGAUUCGGUGGAGGUCAAGGAGGAGGAUCACAAAGGCUCGGCGCCCGACUUUGAUCUCGAGGCCGACGUCGAGGACCUCAUCAUCGCGGCCAACGCCGACGAGAAGGUGCACGGUAUCAUGGUGUACUACCCCAUCUUCUUUGGUCGUCAGGACACGUACCUUCAGCAGAUCGUCGACCCGCGAAAGGACGUCGAGGGUCUCCACUUUAGCUACUGUUGGAACAUGUACCAUAACGUGCGAUGGAUCUCGCCUGCCAAGCUCGGCAACGCGCCCGGUACCACGCGCGAGCUUCCCGAGGAGCGCGCCAGCCGUGAAGCGCUCGAUGGCGAGCAGGUGCCCCCCGGUAUGGCCAAGUCGAUCCUGCCUUGCACACCGCUGGCCAUGGUCAAAUGUCUCGAGGCGAUCGGCGUGUAUGACCGCGAGCUUCCCUACGGCGAUCGCCUGUACGGCAAGACGAUCACCGUGAUCAACCGAUCCGAGGUGGUCGGGCGCCCUCUCGCAGCAUUGCUCUCCAACGACGGUGCCAAGGUGUACUCGGUCGACAUUGACUCGAUCCAAGAGUUCAACAAGCGCGCCGCCGAAUCAUCGUCUGCACCUCAGGGCCGAGCACGAUCCGAGAUGGUCAAGAAGGCACGUACUCAGAACACGGCUUCGCAGCUCCGCCCACACCACGUCGUGCGCACCACCAGCAUGACGGCCGAAGAGUGCAUUCGCGCCUCGGACGUGGUGAUUGCCGGUGUGCCCUCGGCCAACUACAAGGUCGAGACCGAGUGGAUCAAGCCAGGAGCCGUGUGCGUCAACUUUUCCAGCGAGAAGAACUUCAAGCCGGACGUGAGGACGCGAGCCUCGAUGUACCUGCCAGCGAUCGGCAAGACGACGAUUGCGAUGUUGCAGCGAAACUUGCUCCGACUGGUCGAGUACCGCGAGCUUUCUGAAGGCUCGUCGAAGUAG
Pseudozyma hubeiensis SY62 is the source of this 1818-nucleotide messenger RNA. RefSeq lists its product as hypothetical. Bases 1 to 1818 code for a protein of 605 amino acids. Gene Ontology annotation, molecular function: methylenetetrahydrofolate dehydrogenase (NAD+) activity; methylenetetrahydrofolate dehydrogenase (NADP+) activity. The transcript has a single exon. NCBI's taxonomy places the organism in Eukaryota, Fungi, Basidiomycota, Ustilaginomycetes, Ustilaginales, Ustilaginaceae. Gene Ontology annotation, biological process: purine nucleobase biosynthetic process. Gene Ontology annotation, cellular component: cytosol. The record is from RefSeq and is a predicted model, not a curated record.